Messenger RNA from Sphenostylis stenocarpa, 1221 nucleotides. The record is from the annotation of a GenBank genome assembly. Lineage: Eukaryota; Viridiplantae; Streptophyta; Magnoliopsida; Fabales; Fabaceae.
AUGGCCGCAGAAUCAUCUCGCAGUAGCGCCAAACGCCCCUUUGUGGAAGAAGAUGAAGAAUUCAACAAAAAGCCACCAGCAAAAAGGGUUAGGUUUCCAAAGGGUAGGAAAGUGAAGCCAGGAGAUGAAGUUGUCGAGAAAGGAAAUGUCGAGGAGGGUGAUGUUGACUUACUGAAUCCCCAGGCUGCUGCCAAAGCCGCUGCCAAAGCUGCCAAAGAGCGGGCAAAACAAAGAAAUCAAAUUACUGCCGAACUAUUUAGUGAGGGUACCGGGGGUAUCGUAAACGACUUCUCGGUUGCUGAAGUGACAUAUGAGUUAUUGUGCAUUGAUCUGUUAUUGGGUCCACGUAAAGAUAGGCAAGCAAUGAUCGGUGAUAUCUUGUGGCAGGAUAACGAAAAUUUUGUUGAUGAUGGGAUUCAAAUUGAGCCUUUCAACCUAGAUAAAGAAAGGGAAGAAGGUUAUUUUGAUGCAGCAGGAAAUUUUGUGGAAUAUGUGAGAGAGAAUGAAAUUAAGGAUGCGUGGCUUGAUAAUAUUGAAGUUGAUCCAAAAUAUGCUGCAUUGAAAUCUGUACCAACAAAUGAUGAAGAUGACGAGACCCCUGACCUUUCUUCUAAAGAUAUUGGAAUCAUGAAGAGACGCAUUGCAGAUGUUCUUGAACCUGGGGAAACGGUCUUGCAAGCCUUGAGAAGGUUAAAAGGUAACAAUGACAGAAAGGCAAAAAUGUCUGCUGAGACUAAGAUUGUAUUUGACCAGCUAACUGAGGAUUCUAUGAAGCUGAUGGAGAAUGGCGAAUACAAUGUUUAUCACGAAAAGCGAGAGGUUUUUGAUCGUGAAGCAGAAGGAUAUGAGAAACUAGCCCAGGCAAAAGAAGGCACAUCAAAUCAACAUUUGACUAGUGGGGAAGCUUCUAAUGAUGGAGAUGAUUAUGAUAUGUUUGCCGAUGAUGAUGAACAUAAUACCAGUAAGCCAUCUACAGAUCAAAGUAAUGCAGUUAGUCAAUCUUCAUCAGAUGCCAUAAAUUCUUGUACUGAGGGCGGAGCAAUGCAAAAUGAUUAUGUAUAUGAUGAAUCUUCUGGGUACUAUUACAGCAGCAGUUUGGGCUAUUAUUAUGAUCCAAAUACAGGGCUUUAUUGUUCUGCAGCAUCAGGGCAAUGGUACUCAUUUAACGAGGAGACUAGCACAUAUGAAGAAGUUGACGAGGUUGCAUCUAAUGUGAAUUGA